This is a messenger RNA of Encephalitozoon hellem ATCC 50504, 213 nucleotides long. RefSeq names its product ribosomal protein S21e. The record is from RefSeq and is a predicted model, not a curated record. Bases 1 to 213 code for a protein of 70 amino acids. Gene Ontology annotation, biological process: translation. The transcript has a single exon. Gene Ontology annotation, molecular function: structural constituent of ribosome. Gene Ontology annotation, cellular component: ribosome. NCBI's taxonomy places the organism in Eukaryota, Fungi, Microsporidia, Unikaryonidae.
AUGGUUUUUGAAAGAAGAAUUUGCUCAUUGGGGAAAACGCCGAUUCCAUCCUCUGACAAGGGAUCCGUGCAGAUUGUAUUGGCAGUACUGGAUCAGUAUGGCCAAGUCACUGGGGAGUCGACGAUUUACGAUAUAAGCGGAAGUGUUAGAAGAUCUGGCUCGGGAGAUGAUCUUUUACUUGAAAAGAUAAGGUUAGAGGAGUAUGGAGCUUGA